This is a messenger RNA of Amorphotheca resinae ATCC 22711, 2733 nucleotides long. RefSeq lists its product as hypothetical. Gene Ontology annotation, biological process: endoplasmic reticulum membrane fusion. Bases 76 to 2733 code for a protein of 885 amino acids. The transcript has 4 exons. NCBI's taxonomy places the organism in Eukaryota, Fungi, Ascomycota, Leotiomycetes, Helotiales, Amorphothecaceae. The record is from RefSeq and is a predicted model, not a curated record. Gene Ontology annotation, cellular component: endoplasmic reticulum. Gene Ontology annotation, molecular function: GTP binding; GTPase activity.
CCACCACGACCGCACGUCACAAGCCAGCAGUAUUUAUCACUUGUGUUGUUUCUCGUCUGCUUGUCUGCUCGCACCAUGCCAUCGUCAGAUACAAAUGGCAACAUAAGACCAUCCGCUGCCGCAAGAUUCCUAACCGCGCCUUCAGUAAUGACCAUGAACGGUCACUUUGCAUCUGUAGGCGAUGCGCCGACCAAGGAGCAGUAUGAGCAUGGCAUACAGGUCAUUGAUGAGGAAAAGCAGUUCAACCCCAAUCUCAACACGUAUCUCCAACUUACCAAGACCGCGCAGUCGGGCUUCAAUUAUCAUCUUAUAUCAGUCUUUGGCUCGCAGUCUACCGGGAAAUCUACCCUACUUAACCACUUAUUUGGCACGGAAUUUGGGGUAAUGUCUGAAACCGAGCGGCGACAGACCACGAAGGGAAUAUGGAUGUCAAAGAACAAGCGGGAAGGUGCAGCAGGGCCAGAGGCUCACGGUAUGGCGGACAACAUUCUAGUAAUGGAUGUGGAGGGCACCGACGGCCGAGAACGAGGGGAAGACCAAGAUUUCGAGAGGAAAAGCGCAUUGUUUGCUCUCGCUACCAGCGAAGUUCUUAUUGUCAACAUUUGGGAGCAUCAGGUCGGGCUAUACCAAGGCGCAAAUAUGGGAUUGCUCAAAACGGUUUUUGAGGUCAAUAUGCAGUUAUUUCUAAAGGACAAGCAGUCUAACCCCCGAUCACUUCUAUUCUUCGUCAUCCGUGAUCAUAUUGGAACGACUCCUCUAGCGAACCUUCGAAACACCCUCAUCGCAGACUUGACGGGAAUAUGGACGAGCCUCUCGAAACCUCCUGGACUUGAGAAAUCGCGGAUAGAAGACUACUUCGAUUUCGCGUUUGCCGCAUUACCCCACAAGAUUUUACAGCCAGACAAAUUCAUUACAGAGGUAGCAAAGCUGAGUACAAGAUUUAGAGUUGGUCACCGAGUCGCGAGACACGGGGACUUCGACCAAGAACUUGAAGGGGGCGUAUUCCUUCCCGAAUACCACCGGAGAAUACCUGCAGAUGGGUUCUCCGUAUAUGCUGAAGGAGUUUGGGAUCAAAUUGUUAACAACAAGGACUUGGACCUUCCGACUCAACAAGAGCUUCUAGCACAAUUCCGUUGUGACGAAAUUUCACGAGAAGUUUUAGAAGCUUUUGAUGAUGCUAUCUCACCGCUCGAAGAGAAACAAGCUGAAGGGGUCAGAUUAGGGCAACCUUCAGUAUUGAAGGAUUUGGGCGCGUCCGGAAAAGCCGCUCGUGCAAAGAGCAUCAAAGCCUUCGAAACUGAAGCUAGUAGGUAUCACAAGGGCGUGUAUGCCAGGAAACGUGUCGAGUUGGAAGGAAAGAUCGAUACAAGGCUGAAGGCAUUGUAUCAAGGUCAACUCUCUGCAGCUCAUAAAUCAGGUGUUGCAUCGUUUAGCGAUGCAGUGGUAGCUGCUGUAAAGGCUGGCCAGAAGAAAGGUGCAUCCUAUGAAUUUGCUGAUAUCGUGGAGCGAGAGAAAGAGGUCGCUCUCGAGAACUUUGAACUGGAAGCAAAGAGUUUGGCGAUCGAAGGUGUACCUUGGACCAACUUCAAGCAGCAGUACAACCUGUAUGAGAAAGAUCUGGACGAGGUAAGUGGGCGCCUGCGAAAAGAGGAAAUGAGACGUCUCGCAACUCGCGUUGAGAGAUGGGUCCGAUCAAGACUGGGCGAAUCUGUCGGCCUCGAAUUUAAUAAGCUUGGUUCAGGACGUGGAGGUAGCGGAGCUCCUGAAUCUGGUGAGAAACCAGCUACGGAGAAAGACCUCUGGGACAGAAUAUGGAAUCUCUUCGUCGCCACUGUCAAGGAAGCCGAAUCUCGCUUCAUAGAGAGAGCAAAAAGCUACAACGCUAGCGGAGAUGAAAUUGAAGUUGGACUAUGGAGGUUGAGGCGGAAGAGUUGGGGGGUGUUAAGGGCGAAGAUCGACGAAGAGGUCAUGGAAGGCAAUAUAUUGUUGAAACUUCGCGAGAACUUCGAGGACAAGUUCCGGUAUGACGAGGCUGGUGUUCCCAGGAUAUGGCGUCCGACAGAUGAUAUCGAGGGAGUAUACACGAAAGCCAGAGAGUCGACUCUCACCUUGAUCCCUUUACUUUCCAGGUUUAGACUCUCGGAAACGUAUGCACCUCCAGAGCUACCCGAAUGGAUUGGCGCUGCACCUGAUAGUGUAGACCCGAAGGACGAAGAGGAUUUGACGCCCAUUGGAGGUGUGGAUGAGGAGGAAGGCAAGAGCUUGGAAGAGGAAAUGUCGAUUCUGAGUGAAGCAAAACGCCAGGAUCUCGUCGUAAGAUUCAAGAAGACCGCCGAUGGCGUAUAUGUGGAAGCAAAACGCAGUGCCAUUGGCGGUGUGGCACAGGUUCCACUAUACUUCUACGGUCUUCUUCUGGCGUUGGGAUGGAAUGAAAUCGUCGCUGUCCUUCGAAAUCCCGCCUAUUUCAUUAUGCUUAUCCUCCUUGGAGUCGCGGCUUACGUGACUUACACACUUAACCUAUGGGGCCCAAUUCUACGAAUGGCAAAUGCAGCCUCAGCACAAGCUAUCGAAAUCGGCAAAGAAAAGCUCAGAGAAUUUUUGGAUAAUGCAGAUGGUGGGCGACAGGCAACGGCUACAAACGCCAGCAGUGGUAACGAAAGCAUUCGUCUCAGCAUACUGGAUAGCAGAGGCAAGGGGAGAGCGACUGGAGAGGAUGAAGAUGAUGAUAUCUAG